Molecule: messenger RNA, 447 nt
Organism: Oncorhynchus gorbuscha (pink salmon)
Lineage: Eukaryota; Metazoa; Chordata; Actinopteri; Salmoniformes; Salmonidae
Product: transcription factor HES-7.1-like
Biological process (GO): regulation of neurogenesis; regulation of transcription by RNA polymerase II; anterior/posterior pattern specification
Cellular component (GO): nucleus
Molecular function (GO): protein dimerization activity; DNA-binding transcription factor activity, RNA polymerase II-specific; RNA polymerase II cis-regulatory region sequence-specific DNA binding
Source: RefSeq, a predicted model, not a curated record
AUGGACCUCCUCAAGCCUCAGGUGGAGAGACGUCGGAGAGAGAGAAUGAACCACAGUCUGGAGAGCCUGAGAACCCUGCUGCUGCAGGGACCACUACAUCAGGGUGUGACUCAGCGUAGGGUGGAGAAAGCUGAGAUCCUGGAACAUGUUCUCUUUCUCCAGAACACUGGAGAUGGGGACAGGAAGAAAGGUGAAGAUGGAGAAAAGCAACAUUCCUUCCAGGAUGGCUUCUCAGGCUGCCUGCAGAGAGCUGCACACUUCCUGGGGCAGGAAGGGGAGGGCCUGCAGCUAGAGGCAGCACUGAACUCUACUUUCUCUGCUCGGCUGAACAGCCAUGCCUGUAUGAACACCGAAGUUCUGGCUAAAGCCCACUCUUCCAACUCUCUGCCCAGCACAACGUGCCACCAGUCCUCAAACCUAAUGAAGAUACAGGAGUCCCACUACUGA